ACGUAUCGGAUCAAAGACAAUCGUCGUUCUCUUUUUCUAAGUCUUCGUAGCGUAGUAGGGAACUGUAGCGUGAAGAUGAUGUAGACGCACGCACCCUCACCCGUAGAGCACCAUAAACUAGUGGAAUCGUAAUGUUAACAAGAUUAUUCAAAGAACCUUCACUGCUUCCGGACAUGCAGAAGUUCGGGGGCUGGGUGGAUGACAGCGGGAGCGAGGACUCCAAAACCAAGGACGAAGAGCAGGAGCGCUGUCGCCUUGGCGACGAGGACUUAGACGAGGGCAGUGUGAAAGGAGGGGGCAGCCGGGCUCAGUCUGAAAUUGCAGGGGAGGAAGACUAUGACGAGGAUGUUGAUGAAGAUGACUGUGGAGAAGAAGGUGAUGGAGACAGACCCAAAAAACGUGGGCCCAAAAAACGCAAAAUGACUCCGGCUAGGUUAGAGCGCUCGAAAGUACGGCGCCAAAAAGCAAAUGCCAGGGAGCGCACGCGCAUGCACGAUCUUAAUUCAGCCCUAGACAAUCUACGCAAGGUCGUACCGUGCUAUUCAAAAACUCAGAAACUUUCCAAAAUUGAAACGCUAAGAUUGGCAAAAAAUUACAUUUGGGCCCUGUCCGAAAUCUUAAGGAACGGGAAAAGACCGGACGUAGUCUCUUAUGUUCAGACAUUGUGCAAAGGACUAUCCCAGCCCACGACCAAUCUGGUGGCUGGGUGUCUCCAACUUAACUCAAGGAAUUUCCUAACGGAACAGUGUCAGGAGGGAGUGCGCUUUCACACACCCACCCCUUCAUUCUCCAUUCAAUCAUAUCCAUAUCAGUGCUCCCGUCUUUCAAGCACAAAUUGUCAGUCCGGAUCGAGCACUCAUAGCCUCCGAAAUCACUCCCUCUGUUCGGCCUAUGAGGCUCUGUACACCGAAGGGACGUCCCCAGAAUACAUCAGUGCAGAUUUCGAGGGCCACCACAGCCCUCCGGUAUGUGUAAAUGGUAACUUUGGUGUGAGACAAGAGGAGCCACUUUCACCAGACGCGGAAAGAGGCUAUCAAUAUUCUAUGCAUUACACCAAUCUGCAUGGCUCACGUUCAUCUGCUGCUCAUGGUAUUACUUGCGGACCACCAGGAGCUCGCAGCGGCAGUGUACACUCAGAAAACCUUCCCCUGUUUCAUGAUGUACACAUGCACCACGAUCGUACGCCUGCAUAUGAAGAACUCAACGCCUUUUUCCACAGUUAGGUGAUUCUUCCCUGCUCUGACUUUUUGAUCCACGUUGAAAAAGUGUCAUUUACUUUACUUUAUUUGGAAAUCAGUCGGUGCAGGGUAAUAUAUAUUUUUUAUUCAAAUUAAUUCAAUUAAUCAAAUAAGUUGUUUGUUAGUUUUGCAUUACUGCAUAAGAAUCCGAUUUUUACAAUAAUUACUUAAUGACAAAAUGUGUAUACAGAAUUCAGGACAUGAGCCCAAAGCGAGUUUAUAAUGUAAAAACACAAGAAAGAAAAAUGUUGCAAAAAAUGUUAAAUCAAGUAUGUUUCUUGCUUCAAUAAAUAAGGAAGCAUAUUGUUCCAG
Messenger RNA from Danio rerio (zebrafish), 1550 nucleotides. RefSeq names its product neuronal differentiation 2 (gene neurod2). Gene Ontology annotation, cellular component: nucleus. Gene Ontology annotation, biological process: regulation of DNA-templated transcription; nervous system development. The record is from RefSeq and is marked provisional. Lineage: Eukaryota; Metazoa; Chordata; Actinopteri; Cypriniformes; Danionidae. Gene Ontology annotation, molecular function: protein dimerization activity.